Eurytemora carolleeae is the source of this 867-nucleotide messenger RNA. RefSeq names its product GTP-binding nuclear protein Ran (gene Ran). Gene Ontology annotation, molecular function: GTP binding; GTPase activity. Gene Ontology annotation, cellular component: nucleus; cytoplasm. The transcript has 5 exons. The coding region runs from base 8 to 655 and encodes 215 amino acids. Gene Ontology annotation, biological process: ribosomal subunit export from nucleus; protein import into nucleus. NCBI's taxonomy places the organism in Eukaryota, Metazoa, Arthropoda, Copepoda, Calanoida, Temoridae. The record is from RefSeq and is a predicted model, not a curated record.
AAACAAAAUGGCCGCCGGAGAAGAUAUGCCCACUUUUAAACUGGUUCUGGUUGGAGACGGUGGAACCGGAAAAACUACAUUCGUUAAAAGACAUUUGACUGGUGAGUUUGAGAAGAAGUAUGUGGCAACUCUUGGAGUAGAGGUUCAUCCCCUCGUCUUCCACACCAAUAGAGGAGCCAUCAGAUUUAAUGUCUGGGAUACCGCUGGACAAGAGAAGUUUGGAGGGCUCAGGGACGGAUACUAUAUCCAGGGUCAAUGUGCCAUCAUCAUGUUCGAUGUAACCUCUCGUGUGACCUACAAGAACGUGCCGAAUUGGCACAGGGAUCUGGUCAGGGUCUGCGAGAACAUACCCAUCGUGUUGACCGGGAACAAGGUGGACAUCAAGGACAGGAAGGUCAAGGCCAAGAGCAUUGUGUUCCACAGAAAGAAGAAUCUUCAGUACUAUGAUAUCUCCGCCAAGAGUAACUACAACUUCGAGAAACCCUUCCUCUGGCUAGCCAGGAAACUCAUCGGAGACCCAAACCUCGAGUUUGUUGCUACACCUGCUCUACAACCUCCAGAGGUCGUUAUGGAUCCUCAAUGGCAGGCCAAGAUUGAACAGGACAUCAAGGAGGCUGCUGAGACCGCUCUGCCAGAAGAUGACGAGGACCUCUAGAUGAUGAAUGGUGUCCGCUGUUCUCCGGAGAAUCCUCAAAAUCUGGAAAUCUUUUUUGUUCCAAGAAAUCCGGGAAUCCUUAAGUUCAAGAAAUCCCAAAUAAAUGUUUUUAAGAUGUGAAAACCCAUCCUGGUCGUAACCGGCGCUUAUUUUAAUAUUUUUGUUCGAACUUAUUUUUGAAUUAAAUAUAAUAAAUGUCAAUUUUCAGAAAA